Molecule: messenger RNA, 1089 nt
Organism: Akanthomyces muscarius
Lineage: Eukaryota; Fungi; Ascomycota; Sordariomycetes; Hypocreales; Cordycipitaceae
Exons: 2
Coding region: 1-1089 (362 amino acids)
Molecular function (GO): oxidoreductase activity, acting on the CH-OH group of donors, NAD or NADP as acceptor
Source: RefSeq, a predicted model, not a curated record
AUGGCGUCGUACUCGACCGGCGGGAACUUCCCACAGCCGCCGCAGCGCGACUCAUGGUUUGCGCCUCUAUCGGUCGACAUGCUGGUUCGGGUGCUCAGCGUGACCGUGUUUCACCCGUUUGUCACUGCGCUGGUACCGCUGUGCUUGCGGGCGCGCGCCAUGCUUUGGGACGCGCCGACGAUGCUGGCGGCGUUUGCGUGGGCGGCUUUCGUGUCGCUACUGUGGGUGGCAUCGGCGGUGAACCGGCGCAUUGCUCACGGUGUCCCGCGCCAAGUCGAUCUCGGCGAGGAGGUCAUUGUCAUCACCGGCGGCGCCAGCGGUCUGGGCAUGUUGGUGGCCGAGGUCUACGGCAUGCGCGGCGCCACGGUGGCUGUUCUCGACGUCAAUGACAUGGAAAAUGGCGAGGCUCGCGGCGUUACCGCGUACAAGUGCGAUGUGAGCGACUACAAGCAAGUUGCAGCGACGGCGCUCAAGAUUGAGGAAGAGCUCGGAACGCCUACGGUGCUCAUCAACAAUGCCGCCAUUGUAGUUGGUAAAUCGCUCCUCGACCUCUCCGUUGACGAAAUCGACCGCAGCCUGUCGACGAACCUUCUUGGCCCCUUUUACUGCCUCAAGGCGUUUCUGCCCGCCAUCAUCCGCAGCGGCAACGGCGGCACCGUUGUCAACAUCUCGUCCGUCAUUGGCCACCUGGGCGCUGCACAGCUCAGCGACUACGCCGCGGCCAAGGCUGGUCUGUCGGCCAUGCACCGGUCUGUGGCCGCCGAGCUGCGCGAGUCGCACCCGGAGAUCAAGACUGUGCUCAUCACGCCCGGCCAGCUGAGCACGCCGCUGUUUUACGGAGUGCAGACGCCCAGCAGCUUCAUUGCGCCCGUCGUCGAGCCCGUCGAGGUCGCCAAGGAGAUUGUGGCGGCAAUUGACCAGGGCAAAGGCGCGACGACGGGCAUGCCGCUGUACGCGCGCUGGGUCGACUGGUACUCGGUGCUGCCCGCGGGCGUGCAGGUGCUGGCGAGAAAGAUUUCGGGCGUGGACCGGGGGAUGCGGACCUAUAUCGGGAGAAACGGCUCUACCGAGGACAAGAAGCAGAGAUAA